GACUUCGCCAAAGCUCUGGCGGCAAAACUUCUGUCGCUGGGAGAGCAGGUGCUGCGACAAGAUGCUGAACUGAGGGAGCUGCGCCGAUCUGCCACUUCGGUGCCCCCGGAAGUUCACGUGCUGCGGGAGGAGAACGCCAUGCUUGCAGCUCGUAACCAGCAGGCCUUUGAGGAGGCAGCGGAGCUCUCGGCAAGGCAUGGGGCCCUCGAGUGC
This is a messenger RNA of Symbiodinium necroappetens, 213 nucleotides long. NCBI's taxonomy places the organism in Eukaryota, Dinophyceae, Suessiales, Symbiodiniaceae. The record is from the annotation of a GenBank genome assembly.